Aedes albopictus (Asian tiger mosquito) is the source of this 1005-nucleotide messenger RNA. Its product is annotated as zinc finger protein 708. Gene Ontology annotation, cellular component: nucleus. The transcript has 4 exons. Gene Ontology annotation, molecular function: DNA-binding transcription factor activity, RNA polymerase II-specific; RNA polymerase II transcription regulatory region sequence-specific DNA binding; zinc ion binding. Bases 168 to 950 code for a protein of 260 amino acids. NCBI's taxonomy places the organism in Eukaryota, Metazoa, Arthropoda, Insecta, Diptera, Culicidae. The record is from RefSeq and is a predicted model, not a curated record. Gene Ontology annotation, biological process: regulation of transcription by RNA polymerase II.
GCCUAUUCGUCUGCCUAGCUAGAUGAACAAAAACAAAUCUUGUUUUGGUAUACUGAACUCUCCCGCUGCUUUCAAUCUAUUAAAAUAUAUUAUUUAUUGAAAUUGCAUAGUAAAAAUUACGGAAUUCGGUAAUCCCGAGUGACUAAACCGCAGCCAACAGCAUCGAAAUGGACGAAGAACCAAACUCUCUUUGUCGUCUAUGCUUGAGCGAAGAAACUCUCACCAGUAGUUUAAGGGAUGAAAAUUGUUAUCGAUGGAUAUCGGAUUACCUCUCGAUACAGGUAAACUCCAACGACCAAAUGAGUCAAGCGAUUUGCGCAAUUUGCCAUCUAAAACUGGCAGAGUUCCAUGAGUUCCGAAUCCGUUGUCUGGAAGUGCAAGAAGUGCUUCAAACUAGAAAUGAAACGAGAAGCAGCCAAUCUACAACAGAAGAAGUGCUAGAAGUACUACAAAUAAAGUGUGAAAAACCAAGUGACCAAUCAACAACUGAAGAAGUGCAAGAAAUACUCCAAACUAAAAACGAAAAGCCUAUCUUAAAGUGCGAGAAAUGUUCCAGGCUAUUCACAUCAAAGAAACGACUAUGGAACCACAUGGAGUGGCAUAAAGAGCAGGCCAGCGAGCGGCUCCAGUGUGAAGUAUGUCACAAGGUGUUCGGAACAAGGACAAAGUUUAAGGAUCACGAGAAGUACCACAAAUCGAUGGAAAAAUUCGUGUGCACACAAUGUGGCAAAUCUUAUGACAGAAAAGUACGUUUGCGCAACCAUAUGAGCAUAUGCAGCCUGCAAAUGGAGAAACGACUAAAAAAUCUCGAAAAAAGUCUUUCCAACAACGAAGAGCACACACGGGAAGUACUGCUGAAAAUGGAAGCAGAGGAAACAAGUUCUAGCGUGGAUGUUUUUCCGCAGUCGGUUGUAGUUAAACAGGAACCAGACGAUCUUGAAGAACAAUAAAUGCCAGUGGCACGCAAUAGUUAAACUUUAUGUUAAUAAAAAUUAAUAAAUAUGU